UUAUAUAAAAUAUUAGAGCAGUUCGAGCAUUUGUGAACUAUGUCUUUAUGUCCAAUAUUUAAAAAUCACUAUUUAUAUUAACUGUCUGUGCCAAAUAUUUCUAGAACAGCAAUUUUGAACGUAUAUUAGAGAAUCAAAAUUAUUUGACAGCUUUUAUAAACGUUCUCUAUGUGUUCAUUUUUUCGUUUUUUGUUUCGUGUAGCUUUAAUUUACAAUUUAAUGAAUGCAAUUUUUAGCAAACAUGAUAUAUAUCUUGGAUAAAUUGCACAAUAUUUGCAUUUAAAGUUAUUGUUAACUGAUACUCCUUUCUUGAAAUUGCCACUAACAGGUUUGGAAAUGCGAACACUAUCCACACCAUCAAAGAGCUGAGAUUCAAUGGCAUUUUUUUCUUUACGAUAUCGUCCCAAAUACAUAUUUUUACUUUUAUUUUGCGUUGGAACAUAUGUUUUAUUUAGUUAUUAUUUCACGCAAGAAAUACUUGAGCCUCGAAAUGGUACACCAAAUUCAGUCAUAAGUUCUGCCCUUAAGACCAUCCCGAAAAUUGACCAAAUUCAUUUGGAAACUGGCAAAGUACCUGUCUAUAAUGAAGAUAUUUUACUGAAUGCUGAUGUUCGCAAACUAACUCGGGCAAACAACCACAUACAGUAUGAAAAUAUAAAUCCAGAUACAAAUUUUUAUUUACGUAACAAGCUAAGUGAAAUUACCACAAAUGCUCCUACAUAUCCUCCGAUGAAACCAGAUUCUCAAGAAUUUCUCAAUCUUUGGUCUGAUAAUCAUAAAGAUCACAUUUUUACUAAGGCUCUUACAUAUCCUCCAAGGAAACCAAAUUCUCAAGGAUAUCUUGAUCGUUGGUCCGAUAGUCGUAAAGAUCAAAUUUUGACAAAUGCUCCUACAUACCCACCGGUGAAACCAGAUUCUCAAGAGUUCUUUGAUCUUUGGUCUGAUAAUCGUAAAGACCGCAUUUUUACUAAUGCUCUUAUAUAUCCUGCAAAGAAGCCAAAUUCUCUAGGAUAUCUUGAUCGUUGGUCCGAUAGUCGUAAAGAUCAAAUUUUGUCAAAUGCUCCUACAUACCCUCCAAUGCAACCAUAUUCUCAAGGAUUUCUUGAUGUUUGGCCCAACAGUCGCAAAGAUCAUAUUUCAACAAAAACUCCAACAACAACUGGGCAGCAAUCAAACACUAAUGGUGCUUUAGGUUCCACAUUUGAAACUAUACAUGAAAACAACACGUAUCCGAAAACUUUAACAACUUCAUAUCAGUUUGCAAAACCUACCAAAAAUCCCGCUUUCAUAAUAGAUACUCAAGGUUGCAGAAUACCAAAAUUAGAUCCUUGGGAUCCAACAAUACUUCAAUUCAUUGAAAUCCUUGAUCCAUUAACCUGCUCUGGUCGUCCUUUGUUCAUAACUCCUGACCCAAAUGGAGCAGUUCAUCUGAAUGUGUCAAUAUUAGAAAAAUAUUAUAAUUCUAGUAUUGAUGACGUACAAUGUUUUUAUGCAGGCAUUGGACGAUAUUAUGAACCUAGCAUGAUUAGAGAAGAAUUCGUUUAUUUGACUGUUCAAAAACAAUUAGAAUUUGAUAGACCAAUUGAUUAUGACCAUAUAGCAGUAACAUGUAAUUUUAGCAAUAAUUAUACUCAUGAGCAGUAUAUACCUCUUGUAAGACUUAAAGACAAAAAUGAAGAUAAUGCUAGCACAAACCCUACAAGUCUGAACGUUAUUCUCUUGGGCAUUGACUCAGUUUCGAAACUAAACUUUUUCAGACAUUUUCCUAAAACAAAAGCUUUCUUAAAAGACAAAAUGAAUACUUUUGACAUGAAGGGGUAUACGAAAGUAGCAGACAACACAUUUCCGAAUUUGGUACCAAUGCUUACAGGUCAUUUCGUUGACUAUUUUUGGAAUGAGUCAAUGGCCGAUACAUUCUUUUUUGACAACAUAAGUUUGAUCUGGAAAGACUACUCCAGAUAUGGCUACAGAACAUUUUACGCUGAAGACAAGCCAUAUGAUGGAACUUUUAAUUACUUCAGAAGAGGAUUUUUUGAACAACCGACUGAUUAUUAUUACAGACCAUUGGCACUAAUGAUCGAAGUCUCUAAUUUGAGAAGUGAAGCAUUAAAAUACAACUCAACUUGUCUGAAUUCUGAAUUAGAAAUGGAUUUUAUUAAUAACUAUUUGAGGAACUUUGUGAAAACCAUGGAUAAGAGACCAUAUUUUGCUUUUGUCAUGCAAUCUACUCUCACACAUGAUGUCUUGAACUACGCCAGUUAUGCCGAUGCCCCGACUGUGAGACUACUAAAAGCCCUUCAUGAUGAUGGUUCACUGAACAACACACUUCUUGUCAUUUUUAGUGAUCAUGGUAUCAGGUAUGGUGAUAUGAGAUACACAUAUAUCGGUAAAUUCGAAGAACGGAUGCCUUUUAUGUACAUGCACAUACCAAAAUGGUUCCUCAAUCAGAAUCCUGAUAUCGAAAGGAAUAUGAUCAUAAACCAAGACAGAAUCAUUACCCUUUUUGAUAUCCAUGCAACUUUGAAACACUUACUUCACCUGAAGAAUCAAGUCUCUUUGGAGGACAGCGACGAGUUCGGGAUGAGUCUUUUUAACGAAAUACCAGAAAGUAGGACAUGUGAAGAUGCUUAUAUACUUCCACAUUGGUGUCCUUGUACUAAUUUUAACCCUGUUUCAAAGAAUGAUCUGGUUGUUAUAAAAGCUUCCAAUGAGCUCGUCCGCCACAUAAAUGAACUUUUGCAACCUCAUGCUGAUGUAUGCGAGACAUUAGAACUUCAUGAAAUAAAAGACGCUUUACUCGGAUUGCCUAAUGAAUUAGUACUAAAAUUCACCGGGCGUAGGGGUAUAGUUGAAAAUGCAGUUAUCGGAUUGGGUGAGGUACCACCGACCCUUGGCGACUAUCUUAUCACACUCUCAACUCAACCAGGUGGUGCCAUGUUUGAAGGAACAGUACGAUAUGACGAUGAAAUGGGCUUUGCGAAAGUAAUGGGCGUAAGUAGAAUCAACAUGUAUGGCGCGCAAUCAUGGUGUAUAGACAGUCCAAAACUUAAGCUUUAUUGCUACUGUAAAACACAGCUUUCAUGACUGUUUUGAAUUAUGUGAUGUUUCCAAAUGUAACUGAAAAAGAUGACUUUACCAAAUUUUACGAAAGCAAGUUAAUAACAAAAUAUAUAAAUUAAGAAAAUAUAUGAAUCAACUUAGUUAACUUGCUGGAUUUAAAUUUUUUGUGCAAUAGAUUAUUUUAAAAAGCCUGAACAUCAAUCCAAUUCUCAGAUUUAUCUUAAUAUUUGAUUGUUUUACAUGGUUUUUUUUUAUGCCCGUGAAAGUUUUACGCACAAAAAUAUCUGUCCGUAACUUUAACUACAUUCAGUAAAUUAUUAUAGUCUUUUUUUUUGUAUAUUUUAUGUAAUAAAAUAAAUAUAACAUUUUCUUCA
Molecule: messenger RNA, 3434 nt
Organism: Parasteatoda tepidariorum (common house spider)
Lineage: Eukaryota; Metazoa; Arthropoda; Arachnida; Araneae; Theridiidae
Source: RefSeq, a predicted model, not a curated record